AUGUCGUCCCUCCUCGAGAAGCAAAAGGCAGCCUUCAACAGCUCGCUCGCCUCGGCCGCCAGCAAGCUAACGGCCAAGAAGCCGUCGUUGGCGCCCCCCUCGCCCUCUCCCUCUGUCGGCAGCACCGCAUCCAAGAACGAUGCCUCGUCCGGCAAGCGCAAGCGCGAUCCCAACACUGUCGUCUACUCGCAGCCUCAGAACACUAGUUUUGGUCAAGAGGUCUUCACGCAGAUGCAGUAUGCCCUCGAGUGGCUCAAGGGCAAGGACGAACCGAAGACGGCCACGGAGAUCUUUGACCACCUGGGCCAGACGCGCAGCACCGACAAGCACAAGCAGUCGCUGGUCGAGGCCAUGCGCCGUCAUCCUCGCAUUCAGUGGGUCCCCGACUCGAAGCUGUCGGAGCAGACGUGGAGGACCGGCACGUACAUCCACCGGCCCAUCAUCCCUGGCGUCAAGGAUAAGAUCUCGCUCCUGCGCCACCUGCAGAGCAAGAAGGACGCCGAGGGGACCAACGUCAAGGACCUGAAAGACGGCUGGCCCGACUGCGACCAGGCGUUGAUGGAGCUGGAGCGCGAGCACAAGAUCCUCAUCGUCAAGACGAAGAAGGAGCAGCACCCCCGCGCCAUCUGGCUCGACGACGCGACGCUGCACCACCACGUCGACGACGAGUUUAAGCGCAUGUGGAACGCCGUCGAGGUGCCGAGCACUGACGACAUCGUCAAGAAGCUCGUCUCCGUCGGGCAGAAGCCCGCCAGCGCCGACCCGAGCCUCAUCAAGAAGGUCGAUCCCAAGAACAACAAGCAAAAGAAGCGCGCCGUCCGCCGCACCGGCAAGACGACCAACACGCACAUGGAGCAUCUGCUCAAGGACUACAGUCACCUUACUAAGCGGUAG
Messenger RNA from Colletotrichum aenigma, 894 nucleotides. RefSeq names its product Transcription initiation factor IIE subunit beta (gene tfa2). Gene Ontology annotation, cellular component: transcription factor TFIIE complex. The record is from RefSeq and is a predicted model, not a curated record. Gene Ontology annotation, biological process: transcription initiation at RNA polymerase II promoter. The transcript has a single exon. The coding region runs from base 1 to 894 and encodes 297 amino acids. Lineage: Eukaryota; Fungi; Ascomycota; Sordariomycetes; Glomerellales; Glomerellaceae.